CCCCGUCCCCAGGUAAGCGAGGGCAGGGCGUGGCUCCCCCACCGCUUCCUGUUCCUCCGUUUCCCUUUGCUCGAGUCUCCGGUUGCUUCGCCAGUUUUUUGUUUUUGUUCCUUUCGCGUUCGAGUUGAGUUUUGCGGUCAUGGGAGCGCUGCAGUGCGUCAAGUACCUGGUCUUCGCCUUCAACUUCCUCUUUUGGCUGGCCGGCACGGGCGUGCUGGCGGUGGGAUUGUGGCUGCGCUUCGACACCAGGACGUCCGGACUCUUUGAGGGCGACGACUCGCCCUCCGUCUUCUUCACGGGCGUGUACAUCCUGAUCGCGGCCGGAGCGCUGAUGAUGGUGGUGGGCUUCCUGGGGUGCUGCGGCGCCAUCAAGGAGUCGCCGUGCAUGCUGGGAUUGUUCUUCCUGUUCCUGCUGGUGAUCUUCGCGGUGGAGGUGGCGGCGGGCAUCUGGGGUCUUUCCAACCAGGACCGCGUCGUGGUCGACGUGACCGAGUUCUACAAGCAGACUUACACCAACUACAAGGACACCAGGCAGGAGGCGCUCAAGGAGACCCUGCGCCUCAUCCACUUCGGUCUGAACUGCUGCGGGCCGACGGGCACGGUGAUCGACGCCGCCAAGGACAUCUGCCCCAAGAAGGAGGGGCUGGAGGUGCUCAUCACCACGAGCUGCCCGGCCGCCAUCGAGGAGAUGUUCAACAACAAGCUGCACAUCAUCGGCGGCGUGGGCAUCGGCAUCGGCGUCAUCAUGAUCUUCGGCAUGAUCUUCAGCAUGAUGCUCUGCUGUGCUAUCAAGCGAUCCAGAGACUUUGUUUAACUCCGUCGGGCGCCUGCUCCCGCCUUCAGUUUAGUAACCAAUGCUUUUUUUUUUUUUUUUAAACUCACCGCUCGGGGCGGGGGCACGCAGGACGACCACGUCGGACGGGUGAGCGCGUGGCACCCCAGGCGCCGAGCGUUCGGGUUCCACUUCUCACUUCCGUGUCGCGCACAGAAAAAGUUUUUCAUUUUCUCAUCUUCUGCCAGAGCGUUUACAGACGAAACAUGCUAACAUUUAGCUUGUUUGAAUUUUGUUCUAACAAACGUUUUGAUGUAUUUAUGCCCAAUAAAUGACAUUUGAAAAAUCA
Molecule: messenger RNA, 1121 nt
Organism: Syngnathoides biaculeatus (alligator pipefish)
Lineage: Eukaryota; Metazoa; Chordata; Actinopteri; Syngnathiformes; Syngnathidae
Product: CD9 antigen-like
Exons: 7
Coding region: 140-814 (224 amino acids)
Cellular component (GO): membrane
Source: RefSeq, a predicted model, not a curated record